AUGCUGGUCCAGAUGCUGCCCCGGCAAAAAGCCCAUGGAUGGAGCCAUGAAAUGGAGGUGCUGAUCACGGUGUACUGGCUUACCUGUGGAGCUUCCUACAGGGUAACUGCAGACAUCUUUGCCAUGCCACUAGCCACCGUUUGCAGGACCAUCCACAACGUCGUGGAGGAAAUGAUGACCAUCCUCCACAGAAUAAUUAAUUUCCCCAAAACAGAGGAGAUGGAGGAGGUGGGGGCUGGCCAUGAGGCAUUCCGCUGUGCUGCCGGUGCCAUCGACGGGGCAUCUGCCAAGGGCGCAUUUCUGGAUGUGUACAUUGGCAAUACAGGAUCUGUACAUGACGCGCUAGUACUUAGAAGAUCUCCGAUGUACAAGCAGGCCCUGUAUCCACCAGCUGGGUACAUGCUAUUAGGAGAUGGAGGAUACCCGUGCCUGCAGCGUCCUGUUGCCAUCAUGACACCAUACCGCCAGCCUGUAGCAAGCCAAGUUGAAGCCCGGUACAACAGGCACCAUGCAAAAGCAAGGAACAUUAUUGAGCGCACCUUUGGCAUCCUGAAAACGCGCUGGCGCUCCAUCUUCCUGAGGGCCCUGGAGAUCCGGCCUCUGUUCGCCCCGAAGGUGAUUGGUGCCUGCUGCAUCCUCCACAACAUGUGCGUGGCAGCAGGUGAUAUCCUGGAGGAGGAGGAGGAGGAGGAGGAGGAGGGUCCGGGACCAGAUGACAGCGAGGAUGUUGCAGAAGUCGUUCAGAGGGAGCUGUCGGGGAACGGUGUCCGAGGAAGGCUUGCUGCCCAGCUUUCUGCUCCUGGAGAACUGCCUGUGUGUCUGCGUGAACAUGACUACAUCUAG
Anoplopoma fimbria (sablefish) is the source of this 843-nucleotide messenger RNA. Its product is annotated as putative nuclease HARBI1. The record is from RefSeq and is a predicted model, not a curated record. NCBI's taxonomy places the organism in Eukaryota, Metazoa, Chordata, Actinopteri, Perciformes, Anoplopomatidae. The coding region runs from base 1 to 843 and encodes 280 amino acids. The transcript has 3 exons.